Molecule: messenger RNA, 5555 nt
Organism: Pimephales promelas (fathead minnow)
Lineage: Eukaryota; Metazoa; Chordata; Actinopteri; Cypriniformes; Leuciscidae
Gene: tgfbr3
Product: transforming growth factor, beta receptor III
Biological process (GO): epithelial to mesenchymal transition; cell migration; regulation of transforming growth factor beta receptor signaling pathway
Molecular function (GO): glycosaminoglycan binding; type II transforming growth factor beta receptor binding; transforming growth factor beta binding
Source: RefSeq, a predicted model, not a curated record
GAAACACACACAGAUACACAGAAAGCGGGAGAGGUAUUUAAAACUUUUUGAGAUCUGUCACAGGCUUUGUCAUCCCGAAAAUCGUGGUGUUUGUCGCACGGUUAAUCACUGUCCUGACAGAAGAUUUUGCGCAGGUCUUUUUUUACUAUAACAGCCGAAGGAAACGUUACCGUGAACUCCCUAAGAAAGUUUUCCUCAUCAUUACAGAAGAUUCACUGAGUGUGUGUGGACCAUUCAAGAAGACACCCCGCUGCUUCUGUUUCUGCCACGUCUGGCUUCAGGACUGCGUUCUCUUCCAGCCAUGCGGCUAACAGCACACAUGCACCCCUCCGCCAUCCUGUUUUUGACCCUCAGCAGCUUGGCCUCUGCAGGUCCAUUGUCUCGGAGCCCUUGUGAACUUUUGCCAGUUGGGGUGGGUCACCCGGUUCAGGCCAUGUUAAAGAGUUUUACUGCCCUAUCAGGCUGUGCUAGCCGAGGAACCACCAGUCUUCCUCAAGAGGUGCACAUCAUCAACCUACGAAAAGGCAAUGCACAAGGAGCCAGAGAGAAACCAGCAGAGGUGGCGUUACGUCUGCGGCCCAUCCAGUCCUUGCAAAUGCACCAAAAACCACUGGUCUUUGUGCUGAACUCCCCUCAGCCCAUCCUCUGGAAGCUUCGGACAGAGAAACUGGUCUCAGGAGUUAAACGCAUCUUCCAUGUUGCAGAGGGAUCUGAUGUGCAUUUUGAGGCAGGAAAUUUCUCUGAGUCAUGUGAGGUGAAGAUGGAAAACCUUCCUCAUGGCAAUGAACACCUGCUUUCCUGGGCCCAUCAACGCUACCGUGCUGUUACCUCUUUCAGCGAGCUCAAGAUGACCCAUGAAAUCUACAUCAAGGUUGGAGAGGACCCCGUCUUCUCCGAGACCUGUAAGAUUGAUAACAAGUUCCUUUCUCUGAACUACCUGGCCAGCUACGUCCAGCCCCAGCCAUCCACAGGGUGUGUUCUCUCAGGUCCUGAUCAUGACCAGGAGGUCCACAUCAUUGAACUCCAGGCACCAAACUCCAGCAGUAGUGCAUUCCAAGUGGAUGUGAUCGUGGAUUUAAGGCCGCUGGAUGGUGACGCCCCACUCCAUCGUGACAUUGUGUUGCUUCUGAAAUGUGAGAAGUCGGUGAAUUGGGUAAUCAAAGCCCACAGCAUCAAAGGCAAACUGGACAUUGUGACGUCAGAUACCGUCGGCCUGAGUGAUGACACUGAAAGACUGAUGCAGGUAUCAAAGACGGUCAAACAGAAGUUGCCCGCCGGACCUCAGGCUCUGAUCCAAUGGGCAGAAGAAAAAGGGUUCAACCCCGUCACUUCCUACACCAACACCCCUGUCGCCAACCACUUCAAACUGCGCCUCAGAGAACAAGAUCUAGGGCACAUUGAGGAGGGAACGUUCCCACCUGAGCUGUCCAUUCUCCGCAAUAUCAACCCAAAGCCCAGUGCCCGAGAUUCCCCUGCACGGACUGGGUUCCAGUUCCCCUUUCUGCGGUCCAAGGAGCAGGGCCUGUCAUUUUCACACCCAACGCCAUCUCUUGAGGAUGAGGCCAGGGGUCUCGAGGAGCAUCAGGGAUCUCCAAAUGUAGGAUUCAGCGUGCAGUGUGAGAAGAACAAAAUGGUGGUCAGCAUUGACAAGGAAACUCUGCUGGCCAAUGGGUUUGGAAAACCCAAUAUCACUCUCCAAGACUCCCAAUGCAAAGCAACCUCCAACGCCACCCACUAUAUACUGGAGACGCCCCUGUCUGGCUGCCAAACCACCAAAAUCCCCUCCCAUCCCAGCCCAGUGGUCCUCUAUAUCAAUUCAAUUGUUAUUAGCCAAUCGGAACUGAAGGACGGAAGCGGCUGGCCCGUUGAUGAUGAAGAUCUGGAGUCAGGAGAUGUUGUAUUACCAGGAGAUCUGGAUGUGACUGGAAGAAUUUUACCAGAAAGUGGGCCUCGUGCGUCUAUCUUGUUCAACUGCACAUACCGUAAGAACCAGGGCACCCCAGUUGACAGUGAUAUUGGAUCUGAUGAUUUCGUGGUAGAUUCUUUAGACAAUGUUACCUUUAACAUGGAGCUGUAUAACAAUCCCUUCCACUUAACCAUCCCUGAAUCAUUCCUCACCAUCUCCGAGAACAGGCCCAUCUAUGUGGAGAUAUCCGCCACAAAAGCCGACCCUAACCUUGGGUUCAUGAUCCAGACCUGCUUCAUAUCUCCAGAAUCCAAUCCUCUCAUGCCGUCAGACUACGUUGUCAUAGAGAACAUAUGUCCCAAGGACGACUCUGUACUCUAUUACCCUCAGCGAAGCGAUUUCCCCAUCCCUCACGCCCAGAUGGACAAAAAACGCUUCAGUUUCACCUACAGAUCAAAGUUCAAUGUGUCAUUGCUCUUCCUGCACUGUGAGAUGUCCCUCUGCUCCAGAAGAAAUCACCAGGAGAUGAACCUGCUAGAGUGUAUGUUACCGGAUGAAGCCUGCACUUCCCUCAGUUUGGACAACAUCCUACUCAUGAUGAUGAACACCAAAACCAUCACCAAGCCUUUGGUGGUCAUCUCCGACAACACACCUGUCACUGUUAACACACCUGUCACUGUUAAGGUCCUUGAGGAGAAUAUUCCACAACAUCUAGACAUCAUAUAUGUGUUGGACACCCCGACUGUGGUUGGCAUCGCUUUUGCUGCCUUUGUGAUCGGAGCCCUUCUGACGGGUGCUCUCUGGUUCAUCUACUCGCAUACAGGUGGCACAGGAGCAAGGCAGCAGGUGCCAAAGUCCCAGCCGGUGUCUGAGAACAGCAGUGCGGCUCACAGCAUCGGCAGCACACAGAGCACGCCGUGCUCAAGCAGCAGUAACGCAUAGAGCAGCUGGACCCAAUGCUGCUUACAUUGCUAUUUUGCUUUGUAGAACAAUGGAAGAAUACGUGAUUAAGUAGCAUACCUUGAGAACACAAUGCCUAAUUAUUUUCACCAUUUGAACUGAAAUGCUUAGGCUGAAUAUACAACCGUAUGAAAUGAGCUACGUUUAGAGGUGAGGGAAAUAACAAAAAUCAAGAUCCCAGCCGGUUUUUAAAUGUUGCUUUUUUCCCCUGUUGAACCCCACAAGAGAGUGUUGUUUUGCCUUAUAUGGUUGGGAUCAGUGUGAAAAUAACAAAGGCUGUUUACACCAGCCAUUAUUGCAUGAAGGCGGUCCAGAAGAAUAGUUAGUACUCGGCGAGGUUACACAAGGGUUCUGUCUGCUCCUAAACAAUGAUCAGUGCCUUUCCCCAUCGAGCAUACAUAAGAUAUUUGACAAGAGAAUUAUAUUUAAAGAUUUUAAUGGUCGGUUUGUCCAUAUCUGACUUUUAAUACCCAGAUGCCAAUUAAUUCUACAUUAUGGCAUAUAGUUUUCUUUAAGACCAGCCGUCUUCAGGAGUUUUUGGCAUAUUGUAAAAUAAUGUAUAUUCUGUGAAUAUUGUAUGGAAUGCAUAGAGAUUUAAAGUGGAAAUAACUCCAUAAAAAAGGCUUUAACUAAAACCAAAUAUUUAACAAAUGUUUAUACAUUAUUAAGAAGGUAAUUUUAAAAUAUAAAUUAAUUUACACAUGCAUAAGCUCUUUCCCUGAAUUGGCCUUUAAAAGAUAGUUGCAAAAUAAUAAGACGGAGAAUACAACUUAAAUUAUGAUGUUCAUUUUCCCUCUAAUUUUUUUGUUGUUUGAUAGCCACUAUUAAAGUCUUUGUACAGAUAAUAAGCAUUUUAUGAGUAAAAAAAAUGACUUAUAUAUUUUAUAGAAAGUUUUUUUUCAAAAUGCUGGGCAUUAUUAUUCAACAUUAGUAUAAAAGGUAAUGAUUUCAGCAAACAGCAGACUGUUAUAUUUUGAUAUUUCAUCCUUAAAGUACUAAAUCAAAAUGAGUAUUUGUUGAGAAUGAUUUAAACGGUCUCUUCGCAAAAGAUGUACAUAAUCUGAGGCCAAAGAAUGGGCAUUUACUUUCCAGUCUUUUUGGGUUACAGCAGAAUCUGCGGUCAAUAUGUUAAGGUACUAACCUACCACUAAAGUCAACACAAAAUCAACUUUUCUUAACAACAAAUAACAAAAAAAAAAAUCAAUCAUUAUUAUUAUUUCUGCUGUGUAUGUGAAGUUAUAAUUUUGGGAUUGUUUUAGAACAUCCAUACAGAUGCACUUGUGAAGUGCAAGAAAUGUAUAGAUGCAAAGCCAGAGAAAUCCCACCGUCAAAACUUUACAUGAAUGUCAAUAGAUUAUAAGUGCCUUUACCUUGAGUAUAUGCUUAAUUUCAGAGAUAAAAUGAGGCAAGAAGGGAAGUGGUGUUUGCUUUGCUUUAAGCACAGUAUAUACCCUCUGAUGUGAAAAUCUGCCAAACCUGUGCAUCUAGUUGUUUGUUUGGUUGGUUGUUUUUAGUAUCUAAUGUUGCUUUUUUUUUUUUUUUUUUUUUUUGGUUCGUGUUGCUUUUUACAGACUGUACUCAUAGAAUGUACUUCAUUUCAAACCUUAGUUUCAUUGUAAACAUGUAUAAAUGUCUCAUGUAAGAGAAAAGAGAGUAAGAAUUUAACCAUUUAUUUGUGUAUAGUUGUAUUUUUCCAGAGAUAUAUAGAUAUAUGUAGAGCCACCCUAUAAUUCUAUCUGCAUACUGUGAAUUUUUGUGGGCAUAUUUCUAUAAGUUUUUGUGUGUUUUCUCUAAAUCUAAACAUAGUCCAUAAUGCUGAAGUGAGCUGCAUUCACUUAUAUUCUCCUGACAUAGUCAUAUAAAAUAAGAUUUUAUUAUAUAUAUAUAUAUAUAUAUAUAUUUUUUUUUUAUAUGAGAACACUAUAUUAUUUGGAAUACAAAAUAUAUUUUGAUGAGACAAAUGUUUUUAUCUCUCUUUUCAGCUCUUCGCCAUUCUGCGUGUGUUUGGUCACACUAUAGCUCUAUGUAACCAUGUAUGUGGGUUUAAAUGAAUGUGUAUAUGUUUAGUCCUUGUUGUAUUGUGUCUUUUGGGAAUGUUUAAAACAGUGCUGUCAUGUCUAACAGAGUUUGAAUCUCUAUUGGUGUAAUCAAGAGUCAUUAAAUGGCUGUAACAGGGGCCUUUUUUUCAAAAGGUCUUUCUCUCAUUCCAGUAAACACUCUUGUCUUGAGAUAAACUUUUUAUUCUAAAAUGUAAGUUCACACUGCUGUGUUUGACACAGUGGUUUUCCUGUACGUUGAAUUGUCAAAUUGAUUGUGCUGUCUUUCUGUUUAUCUACCUCAUUUGUGUGUGUGUGUGUGUGUAUAAGGUUUCAUUGUCUUGACAAUAUAAAAAAUAUGUUACUGUACAUAUUGUGUGGAUCUUGAUGUGACAUGUUCACAACGUAUCAGUCGGGCUUUCUGACAAAAGAGGAAAGCCUGAAAGAUGUAAAUGUGAACCCAUCAGAAUUAGACUUCAACAUUUUCAGGCUGUCUUGCUCUGAAACUACACACUAUUCGUGAAUAUUUUGUAUUUGUUUGUUUUUUUCUCCAAUGGUAUGUGAAACCUUGUAGUGUUUGUAAAUACAAUGUGGUGUAAAUAUGCAUGCUAUAUGUAUGCUCUGUAUAUAGCAAAUAAAUUCUUGUAAUCUUU